GCUUCUAUAUCACUGUGAGUACUGCUGAGUACUCCUAUAGGCACUGACAAUGGCCCCUGCAAGCACUUUCACGCCGAAGGCGUCCCUGACAGAAGCACCUACUAACCUCAAGGAGGCCAUUGACUGGGUCCUUAGGGUAACUGGUAGGGAUGGUAAGGCACUGAACAAGGAUACUGAAUGUAUAUGUGGCCUGGCGGCGGCAGUGACUGACCUACUGCAGUCAGUAGAACUGGAGUACAAUGGCUAUCAAGGUGAAGCCAAUGGAGAUGACACAAAAAAUGGCCCCCCAAAAAAGAGAGUCACAAUGUGCCUCAACGAACUAUUCUCCCUAGUCCAGGGACUAGGCGGUACUGCAGUGGUACGGACCUACAUAGACCAGCUGGCACAGGUACUCAGUGCACUAGUUGGGUGGAGUAAGAUAGAGAAGUGUGGUAAUGGUAGUAAUGGCAAGUGCCAGAAGGAUAACAAGAAACAUCAUGGCCUUGAUGGCUGCGCGUAUCUUAAUGAUAUAAAGCCGGAGAACAAGUGUGAGACGUGUGGGUGUAUGAAAUGGGAUGUGUCCGAUGCAGACCGAGAAGAGAAAGGACACCACCUAGGCAGAAGGUGUACAAGGUGUAGUGAUAGCGGUGGUAAGAGGCAUACAUGUAGCUGUGGUCCUGGUGAUGGUACCUGUCAGGGUCCUGACAGUUGCAAAUGCGCUUUAGCAGGCAAAUGCUGCAAGUGUUGUUGUAAGGGGAAGGGAUGUGGAUGUAGCGAUAAGUGUAGCUGUUACAAAGAGGACGGCUCUUACUGUCGUAUAUACCAUGACUCGUAUCAGUCAGCAUAUACAGCAUCUAAUGACCCGUACAUCGAGAAACACUACAUGACAACUACGUGGAAUGCGCUGGAUAGAUACACUGGUACAUUCCGUGACAUUAGUACUACUUCCUCCCAACGCCGCCACCAAUGUGCCCAAAUCCUACUAGGCUCAGUAUGUCUCAUCUGGAGUGGAGUGACUUACAUGCAUUGGACUGGAAAGUAUGCCAAAGGUAGCCCAUACUGGAACAAUCAUAUCCUGGAUGGUAGUGGUCUAGAUGAUGGAACACUAUCCCAAUGGCUUCAGGCCCUAGGGUUCCCUAGGGAUAUGCUUAAUAACGCUGCUCCAAAGAAUAGACUUGACAAGGUUAUAUGGGAUGGACUUAGGGAUAAGUUUUUCUUGGGAUUCCUGGAGCCUAGUGGCCUCAAUGAUGGUGGUAAAGUUAAUGACAUCAAUGGUAAUACAGCUAGAAGUCCUUUCGGCAUGAAUUAUGCCGGCUUUGUACAUACUGCACAUAGGGAUUCAUUCAACAAUGAAGCUACUGUAUUCACGAAUGGCAGCGGCUCUAGUAUUACUGAGACGAACCAGCACAAAAACGGAGCCAUAUUCAAGCUCUAUAUUCUAUCAUGUGCCUACUUCACAGGGUUACAAAAGAAAGCUAUUCCCACUACCACUAAGACUCCCAAGACCAUCAGGGAGAUCCUAUACUGGCUAAGUGCAUUGCCCUAUAGUCAGGCAUAUAAGGAGAUGCUCACCUAUGCCAAAAACAAACUAAAAGAUGUUACCAAAAAACCCGGAGACACUGAAUCUAGCAGUGCAAAAGAGACACAACUCAAAUUCCAUCAAACAGGCCUCACACAUCCCUUUACAGUUGAUGAAUACAACCUGUUUGCCCACUUCCAAGCAGUGACCCAGUACUGCCCACUGGUCCUCAUAGGUAUCCAGGGUGGAAUACACAGCACUGACAAAACACUAGGACCUGCCAUCCACUCCUUAUACUCCAACACGGAGUGUAAAUUCACCUACCCAGCAGUGCCCAUCCAAGCAUACAACCAGGUGGUCCACUACAUUAGGGCUCUGUUCUACCAGCUCUAUUUCCUUAGGAAGCAAUGUGCAGUGAAGGUCACUUGUGGAGGGAAAUGGCGUGAGUGUAGGUAUGGCAGUGGAGUGGUCUCCAAGGGGGUAAUCAGCUGGAUGUGCCUGGGGUGUAACCCCAUGGAACAUGAUAGGAAAAAGAGGGUAGAGGAUCUGAAGAAGGGGUUGGAUGGGAUGAAGACAGGCAGUGAUUCACUUAUAUCGGCAGUAAAAACACUAUUGAAGGCUAUUGGUGAAGUGGUGAUACAAUUGGGCAAUGCCCAGGAGGCAUUGGAAAGGAGGAAGGGGGAGGAGAUCACUAAGGUGAAGGUGAAACUACAGGAGGCUGAGAAGGGACUGGAUAAGGCUAAGAAGGAACUAGAGGGGGCGGUGAAGAAUGAUAGGCUGAAUGGGAAUCUAGGGACGGCUAAGAAGAAACUAGGGGAGCUGACGAAUAAUGGUGGUAAUAGUGGAAUACUAGGGGAGUUAGCUGGGGAUCGUGGACUAGAGAAGGCCACGAAUAAGGGUGAGUAUGAUCCCGGUAAGAACAAGAUAAGUGAGGCUAUCCACAAAGUACUGGAAGUAUUGAAGCUAUUGAAGGAUGAACUGAGUAAUACGAAGUCUACUUUUACGAGUACACUACCGGAUUGGGUAGGAAAUGAGUUCAUGAAAGCCAUCAAAGAACUCAUCUCCCUAUGCAACACCGCAAAGUGCAGUGCAUGUGACUCACACUCCAAGAAGUGUGGCCAACCAUCAAAUCCCACUGUCUGUCCAGUCUGUCUCCAACCCACCACCACCGGUGUUCCCUCCCCCCUCCAGGCAUUCCUCGAGGAUAGGCUACCAGGCUUUAGUUGUAGAGAAGUACCACAAGACGAGAACCCAGAGUACCCACCCGCUGCAUCCCACUUGGGACACUGUAAUGGCUCUGGCCAAUGCUGCCCAUUGCCAAUGGGAUUUAGAGGGCAAUUCCACAAGGGAGGCACUAGUGACAUGACUGGCUCAAGACUCUAUGGCAUCCUCUACUUCUUUAGUAAUGAGAACAUGAUGCAGUCGUGUGUUUAUACACUAGUGAGAGUAACAGCAGCACUCAGUGCUACGACACCGCAGGUACUGGGUGAUGUAUUCGGGUUCUUUAGGGGUGGUAUCGGAGAGAAGGAAAGUGGGAAGACUAAGAAUGGAGAGACAAACAAGGCGUGCGAGCACAAUAAGGACCCAUCUAAGAAAGGAGAUGAAGAUUACUUUUGCGGCUGGUGUGCCUCUGGGUUACGGGAUGUAGUAAAACAAAUAGAGUGGAUUCCAAAGGGAGGAGACAGUGAUAAAGGAGGGAAGUAUAGAGGAAGUGUAGGACAAGCACUGAUACAGAUUAAAGGCGACAAGGAUAGUGCUCAACAGCCAGCUCCACAGUCCAAUAAUACAUCCCUCUCACGACUCACACAGAACUGCCAAUACCUUUCCCCCCUAACCGGUGAACUCUAUACAGCAGUGAGUGCCACGUUCGGUGGAACAUACCUCUCAUGGGUACUCUAUCUAUCAGAUGCACUUCAUUCAGGACUAGAGUCACUCUCUGACGCAUUCAAGCAGAUUGAAUGCCGGGGCUGUAAGGGACAGUGUGAUCCCAAUAAGUGCAAGAAGGGAAUGCACGGAAAGGACAGUGGCCUGUGUGGGUGCCAAUCAAUCGUAUCAUGUACCGGGGUACUACCAGUAUUGUAUAGACAUGGCUUCAGCUACGGUAACCCAUUCAACCUGGAGGGGUAUGAACAGAAAGGGGAGGAGAAGGGAGAUUAUAGCAUAGAGAACACGAAGACUACUAAGCGGUGUCACGAGUUCUUGGACAGUCUUAGUGCAGUGAUCCAGAACAAGCAGGACCAGGACCAACACCCCCUCACAGAACUCCUCACCCAAGUCGGCCAGCUCCAAUACGACAUACGUCUCCCCUGGAUCUUUGUACUGACCAUAGCCUGGCUAGUAGCAGUGCUAUACCUAGCAUUUGGUGCCAUAUGGCCACUGGACUGGACACAUAUGAGGUCACAUUGGUUACGGGGUGGAGAGCACCAGUGGCAAUGUAUGUGGUAUAAGGUUAUGACGGGGAGGAAGGGAGUGGAUCUGAUGGAGUAUUUUGGAUGGAGGUAGUGGUGACGUAGUGGCGCCUUCGGCGCAACAGUGCUAUAAUGUGGUAGUUAGUAUCGGGGGUAGUAAUGUGGAGCAGUCU
Molecule: messenger RNA, 4079 nt
Organism: Babesia bovis T2Bo
Lineage: Eukaryota; Apicomplexa; Aconoidasida; Piroplasmida; Babesiidae
Product: variant erythrocyte surface antigen-1 alpha subunit
Exons: 3
Coding region: 50-4000 (1316 amino acids)
Source: RefSeq, a predicted model, not a curated record